GCGGCGGCAACUGAUGCUUCUGGCCGGAGCCCCUCGAAAAAAACUUGAGCAAAGCCUUUUCCUUUUAAUUCCCCCUCCCAGUCGUCUUUUUGUCUCCAACUGGAACCCCCGCAGGGUAAAGGGAGCACCCGGGUUGUUUUAACGUCCAUUUUGUGUCACGCUCGGCAGGGCGCAGGUGCGUGAAAACUGGGACAAUUGGCGUGUACUUUGACGACGGAUGGCUGCGGCUCCCUCGACGAGUGCCUCUUGGCGGGAUGCAACGUGCUCGUCUGAGUGCUUUUGAAGACUUUGAAGAACGAGGAUGAGAAAGGAUGCACUUUUUGAGUGAUUCCGCAAAACAGGACGACUGGGUGAUGUAACAAGCAUGAAGCCCAAUCUGAAAGGAAUUAUGAUGCGCCUUCCAUUUCUUUUCCGCCGUAUUUGCUUUCUGCUCACCUUCCCCUUCCCGACAUUGCGUGGCCAAUUACUGCCUGAGGCGAGGGCCGGCCAAGGCCUGCUGCUUUUCACCCAGCCCGCUUACAACGCUUCCAUCUUUGAGAACUCUGCUGCCAGGACCUAUGUCGGAAGCCGGGUCAAAAUGGGCAUCGUCCUGGGUCGAUCGUUUGAUGUCAAGUUCUCUAUCGAGUCUGGCAACGCCGAUGGAAUUUUCCAGGCGGAGGACUUUCCGUUGGGGGAUUUCUGCUUCCUCCGCAUACGAACCAACACCGGUGCCAUGCUGAACCGGGAAGUGCAAGACAAUUAUACUCUGACGGUGAAGGCGUCUGCCCAAGGAGGCCUGGAGGCACUGGCCACUGUCUACAUCAACAUUCUGGACACUAACGACCUCCGUCCUCUCUUCUCCCCGACCAGCUAUUCAUUUUUGGUGUCCGAAAGCACUCCCCUGGGCGCCAGCAUCGGCCAAGUGACGGCCACAGAUGCCGACGUCGGCUCCAACGGUGAGUUUUACUACUUCUUUAAGAGCAAAGAGGACCUCUUCGCCAUGCACCCGACGAGCGGCGUGGUCACACUGACCGGCCGGCCCAGCAAGAGCGAGGACCGCUUUGAGCUUGAGGUGCAGGUAGUGGACAGAGGGAUGAAGCUCUACGGUAGCAAUGACAUCAGCAGCACGGCCCGGUUGGUGGUGAGCGUGACGCAAAGAAAUGAGUUUGCGCCUGUCCUCAGGGCGGUUGCCAUCAUCCCAUCGUGGAGCGAGCAAAACCCAGUCUUUGCCAAAGUGAUGGUGGAGGAUAAAGAUGAGGGGGUGGGUGGGUACAUAGAGUCGGUGUCCAUCAUUGACGGUGACCCACUUGAACAGUUUGCAAUUGAUCGGUCGCCACUCGCUGCAAAUGAGUAUUGGGUCAGAGCGUCAGAGCAGGUCGACUGGGACAAAUAUCCCUAUGGUUGUAACUUAACCUUCCAGGCUAAAGACAGGGGCAUCCCUCCUAAAUUCUCUAAUACUCAAUCGCUUCAGCUGUUGGUCACGAAGCCCAAACCGACACUGGGGAGUUUCGAGAAAGACGUUUAUGAAGUGGUGCUGAGUGAAAUUGCUCCCCCGGGCACUGUUGUGGAGGUGCUGAGAAUCUUCCCAGCUCCCGCGAGUGUCAAUUACAGCUUUUGCAGCUUCUCAGAACUAAUGUACUUUGAUAUCAAUCCGUCGACCGGCGUUAUUAUGACCUCAAGGCUGCUGACAAGGAUAUCACAGAUUUUCAUGGAGAUGGAAGUGUUAGAGGCUGUCAGCCGGCUGAGAGCAAAGGUCCGGAUCACCGUGGAGGAUGCUAAUGACAACUCUCCAGUGUUCAGCCGGCCGUUUUAUGUCGUUUCCAUCAAUGAAAGCUUGGCCGUCGGCACUGUCGUUCUCAUUGUGUCAGCGGUGGAUGAAGACAAAGGAGAGAACGGCUAUAUCACGCAUACAAUUAUCAGCGAGCCGUCGCUUCCUUUUACCGUGGAUCAAGACACGGGGGAGCUUAUGAUCACGCGAGACCUGGACUUUGAGUCGUCAGAGGAAGUUUACACAUUCGUCGUCCGAGCCUCGGACUGGGGUUCACCCUACAGAAGGGAGAGUGAGGUCAAUGUAACGGUCCGUUUGAUAAAUAUAAAUGACAACCCGCCUAUCUUCGAGAGAGUCUCCUGCAGAGGGAUGAUUGGCCGGGAUUUCCCCGUUGGCCAGACCAUUGUCACACUAUCGGCCGUGGACAUGGAUGAACUCGGAAUGGUCAAAUAUGAGGUGGUCUCCGGCAACGAGAUGAACUACUUAAGUAUAAACCCAGAGUCUGGUGCCUUGUCGCUGAAGAGAUCAUUAGUGGGGGCCAAUUUAAAAAGCGGGAUGUUCAACUUGAAAGUCAUCGCCACAGAUGGGGAGAUGUCGUCCGAGCCCAUGUUUGUGAAUAUAUCUGUCGUGAGAGGUUCAGUACCGCCCCGGGGGCUUAGCUGCAAGGACACCCAGGUGGCCCAGUUGAUGGCGGAGAAAAUGCUCUCGAAGGCCUCGGCAAUGGCUCGAGUGAGACAAGAUGACAGGAUUCCAGAUGUCUUCUCUGUAAACAAACAAGCGCCGCAGUUCGAAGCUUUGCCCACAAGUAUUCUGGUCCGGGAAGACCUUCCACCCGGAGCCAGUGUCUUCCAGGUGAGGGCAAGGGACAGCGACACUGGGUUUAAUGGUCGCCUUCUGUUUUCCGUAUCUGACAGCAGCAAAGAAAACUGUUUAACCGUGGGCAUGGAGAGCGGCUUGCUGACCAUCCUGCGGCCGCUGGAUCGAGAGCGGACUGACCGUUACUUUCUUAACAUCACCGUCUACGACCAAGGUGUUCCUCAGAUGUCCAACUGGAGGAUCUUGACCGUUAUCGUGGAGGACGCCAACGACAAUGACCCACAGUUUACCCAGGACGCCUUCACCGCUUUGGUCGCUGAAAACACCCCACUGGGUACGCAGGUGGUCACCGUGUCUGCCUUUGACAAAGACGCCGGGCAGAACGCGCAGUUGUCCUACCUUUUGCUGACGGCCGUCCCUCAGUUCGGCAUCGACAGCGAGACCGGUAGCAUAUUCGUGGCCGCGCAACUAGACCGAGAGAUCGUUCCAGCUUUCACGCUGAGGAUCGAGGCCAAAGACAAGGCCGAAAGAGGCAACAGGAGAUCGUCAGUGACCACGUUGAACAUAAUUGUGGAAGAUGUCAAUGAUUGCGCCCCGUCCUUCAUCCCGAGCUCUUAUAGUGCUCGGGUGCUGGAGGACCUCCCACCUGGGGCUGUCAUUACGUGGGUGCAGGCCAGGGACUCGGACCUUGGGCCCGGUGGACAAGUCCGGUUCUCGCUACUCAAUGACUUCAACAGUGCUUUUGAGAUGGAUGCUGCUAGUGGCGUAUUGCGGAUCAGGAAGGAACUCGACUUUGAGACGCAGCCAUUCUAUAAUCUAACUUUGCUUGCCGAGGACCGAGGAACACCCACCCUCAGCAGCCUGACCUAUGUGGAGGUGGAGUUAACUUGGUUCCAGGUGGUGGACGUCAAUGAGAAUUUGUACGCCCCCUACUUUGCCGACUUUGCCGUGAGAGGCUCAGUGAAGGAGAACUCACGGGCGGGCACCAGCGUGUUGGGGGUGGACGCCAAGGACGACGACAGGGGGAGGGACGGCGCCUUGAAGUACUCCAUCCGAGGCGGCAGCGGGCUGGGCGCCUUCACCAUCGACGAAGACACAGGAGUGAUUUACACAGCGGGUGUCCUGGACUGCGAGAGCAAGGACUCCUAUUGGCUGACGGUGUACGCCACAGACAGAGGGGUCACGCCGCUGUCGGCUUCCGUCGAGGUCUUCAUCCAGGUGGAGGACGUGAACGACAACGCGCCUCUCACUUCCGACCCCAUCUACCACCCAUCAGUGAUGGAGAACUCCCCCAAGGACGUGUCGGUCAUCCGCAUUCAGGCGCAAGACCCCGACCUCACCGCCACGCCCAGCCGCCUCAGCUAUCGCAUCACUGCCGGAAACCCACAGAACUUCUUCUACAUCAACCCAAAGACAGGUUUGAUCACCACGACGGCGAGGAAGCUGGACCGAGAGCAGCAGUCUGAACACUUCCUGGAGGUGACGGUCAUCGACGGUCCGGUGACCACGCGUCAGUCCACCGUGUGGGUCAUUGUCCACGUAGAAGACGAAAACGACAACCCGCCAAUCUUCCCGGAGGUCACCUACCGCAUCCGGCUGCCCGAGCGCGACCGCAACCGGCGCGGCGAACCCGUCUAUCGGGUCUUUGCAUACGACCGUGACCUUGGUGCCAACGCCAACGUCACCUACAGCAUUGUGGACGGCAACCGGGACGAGACGUUUGGUGUGGACCCGCGCACCGCCAUGGUGGUGUCCAAGAAGGCGGUGAUAGCCGGGAGCUACCACGUCCUCACGAUCAAAGCAGAAGACGGCGGCGACCCACCCCUGUGGUCCACAGUCAAGCUCCACGUGGAGUGGAUCGUCCGGCCAACACCCUCCCCGCUGCCCCUGCUAUUCACCCAGCGUUGCUACAACUUCUCCGUGCCCGAGACGGCCUCCGUGACUCAGCCAGUCGGAGUGGUCGCUGUCAGCCAGUCUAACACCCCCGUUUGGUUCAACAUCGUGGGAGGACGCGUGGCCAGAGAAAUGUUCUACAUUCCGCAAAAUGCGUGUGGGAGGAACUGCUCUCUCGACACAGGUAGCUUCGAUAUGCAGUAUGACCUCCAAGUGGGCGUGGGCACCUUGGUGGUGGCGAAACCGCUGGACGCCGAGGUGCAGGCCUUCUACAACAUGACAGUGCAGGUGACGGACGGCACCAGUGUCGCCACCACUCAGGUAUACAUCCGGGUCCAGGACAGCAACGACAACCCUCCAGUCUUCCCGCAGCCGGCCUACGAUGUCAGCGUGUCUGAGGAAGUGGCGGUGGACACAGAGCUCCUGCGUCUGCGUGCGUCAGACAUGGAUGAGCGUAGCCGCCUAAGCUUUUCCAUUUACGGCAGCGUGGACCCAGCUAGCAUGCGGUUGUUCAGAGUCAACCCAGGAACAGGGGCGGUGCACACGGCUGACCUGCUGGACUACGAGGCCAGGACGCAGCACAUACUCACUGUGAUGGUCAAGGACCAGGAGUUUCCAUACAACCGGGACCUGGCCAGGAUCCUCGUGGCAGUAGAGGACGCCAACGAUAACGUACCCUACUUCACCAGCACCAAUUAUGACGCUGUCGCAUAUGAAUCAUUCCCCGUUGGUACCUCGGUCAUGCAAGUCACUGCACUGGACAAGGACAAUGGGAUCAAUGGACAACUAACCUACUCUAUACAAGCAGGCAACACGGGCGGUAUAUUCGGCAUAAACAACAACACAGGUCUCAUCUUUAUCGCCAAGGACCUGGACUUAUCUUCUGUGGGUUUUUACACACUUACCGUGCGAGUCACGGAUGGCGGCUUUCCCCGACUAAUGGCAACCGCGUCCGCUCGUGUAUCCUUGACACUCUCUGACUUAUCCAAACCCAAAUUCUCACAGAAAGAGUACCAGGCCGAGAUCCUGGAAAACAGCACAGCUGGAACCCAUGUGGCCACCAUAAGUGCACUGAGUCGCUCAGCACUCAUUUAUGACAUUACCAGGGGCAACGAGGAAAAGUGCUUCUUUAUUAAUCACCACACUGGAGUCAUCAGCACGCGCAAACGCUUCGACUUUGAGAAAACCUCAUACUACUUCCUGAUGGUCCGCGCCUCCAGCAUGGCGGGCGCAGAGGCCAGCGUUGCCAUCACAGUCCAAGUGGGCGACGUCAAUGAUAACGCACCUGUAUUUCAGCAGCUAAGGUAUACGGGGACCAUCAGCGAGGCGGCUCCGGUUAACAGCGUUGUCCUAGGGGACGAUGGUGACCCGCUAGUCAUCCAGGCGACGGAUGCCGACCGCAAUCACAACGCCCUGCUGGUCUUUCAAAUCAUAGAUGAGACCGCUCGCAUGUUUUUCAGUGUUGACCCUGGGACCGGAUCAAUCCGGACAAUUGCCAGUGUGGAUUAUGAGACUUUCCCUGAGUUUGUCUUCAGGGUUCAUGUCCGAGACAGUGGACAGCCACCUAAAAGUGCCGAGAGUCCUGCUGAGGUGUUUAUCAAAGUGAUUAACAUCAAUGACUCGCCACCGACAUUCUCACAGGACAUGUAUGAGAGCAUUCUCCUGCUACCCACCUACGUGGGAGUGGAGGUCCUCCGCGUAGAUGCCUUCGACCCUGACGAUACCUUGGGCCCUGCUAACAAAACACUCCAGCUAGUCUACUCGCUAGUGGACCGCAACCUGGAACAUUUCUCUGUAGAGCGCAGCAGUGGCGUGGUGACGGUCAUCAAUCAGAACCUCAGCAAGGAACGCUAUCGAUUCAACGUGAAGGUUUGGGACGGUCGUUUCUCCAGCGUGGCAUUGGUUACAGUGCUCAUCCGUCAAGCUGUCAGCAGCGGUCUCUCCUUCAUUGUCCCGUUUUACACCGCCACCGUACGGGAAAACACCCGCAACCUGAGCGUCCUGGCCGUAGUAAAUCCUGUCGGCCAGUUCCCAAAUGAGCCAUUGAAGUUCACGCUGCUCAACCCCGGCGGGCUCUUCACCGUAAGGCCCACCUGCGGUGCGUUGCUCACCGCUGGUGUCCCGUUUGACCGUGAAGAACGGGACAGCUAUGAAUUGGUGGUGGCAGUCCAAAGGGAGGAGGAAGUACUGAAGGUGGCAAGAGUGACUGUCCAAGUGCAGGUGGAAGAUGAUAAUGAUAACGCCCCUGAGUUUGUGAACCUCCCGUACUACGCCACAGUACAAGUGGAAGCAGAACCAGGCUCAUCUAUUUUUACGGUGACAGCUACUGACCGUGACUUGGGCAUGAAUGCUCAGGUGAUGUAUCGCCUCAAGGAACCGAACAGGAACUUUCAGGUGAACCCUGUGACAGGGGAGUUGACACUAAAGCGAGCCUUCGAAGCAGACUUGUCCAACGCGGAAUUCAAGUUGGUAGUCGUGGCUUCCGACGGCGGCAUCCCCUGUCUGUCCAGCGAGGUAGAGCUCCCGGUCAGCGUGCUGAACAAAGCCAUGCCGUUGUUCGACAAGCCCUUCUACGGCAUUACCGUGCCCGAGGACGUGGCCGUGUCCACCUCUCUGCUGAGCAUCAACGCCAGCAGCCCGACAGGGCAGCCCAUCAUCUUCACCCUGGCCGGCGGCGACCCAUUACAACAGUUUGACAUCGGUUUCGACACAGGAGUGGUCAGCGUACUCUACCCGCUGGACUACGAAACAGCGCCAUACUACCGCCUCGCCGCCAGGGCCACCGACACAUUGACGGGUGCCAGGUCCGAGGUGGAUGUGGAUGUGGUGGUGCUUGACGUCAACGACAACGCACCUACUUUCCAGAAGCAGGCGUACUUCGCCGUGCUGCCUGAGAAUGUCAUGAUCGGAACAAGUGUCCUACAGGUAUUUGCUCAAGAUCAAGACUCGGACAAGAACUCCAGAGUGAGCUACGAGAUCGUAUCAGACGUCUACAACAGCAGCGACUACUUCUUUAUAGAACGUGACAGCGGCCUGCUGUUGACGGCGCGGCUGUUGGACUACGAGCGCAUCCAGCGCUUUAACUUCAUAAUGCGGGCGACAGACGGUGGCGAGCCGGCGCUCAGCAGCGACGUAAGCGUCACGGUGACCGUCGCCGACACCAACGACAACCCGCCCGACUUCAGCCAGACGCUAUACGAGGCCUUCGUCAGCCAGUUGGCGCCUAGAGGACAUUUUGUGACCUGCGUUCAAGCCUCAGACGCGGACAUGGGCGACGCUCAGAGGCUCAGGUACAGCAUCCUGUCCGGUAACGAGCACAUGACGUUCUUCAUGGAGGCGGAGAGCGGCGUUCUGCGUCUGUCUAACAAGAGGCGACAGAGCAUGAAGCUUUCAUAUCAGCUUAAUGUGUCCGUGUCUGACGGCGUCUUCACCAACACGGCUCAGGUGGUGGUUUAUGUGCUGGGAGCUAACCUGUACAGUCCAGUGUUCAGUCAGAGGUUUUACCUGGCUGAGGUUCCGGAGAAUGCACCACCUGGUUCAAAGGUCAUCCAGGUCCGUGCUACCGACGAGGAUUCGGGACUCUUUGGUCAGAUAACUUACUCCUUCAUCAACGACUUUGGAAAAAGUCGCUUCGCUGUGGACGCAGAUGGACUUAUUGCCACCACGCAGAGGCUAGAUCGAGAGGACCCUCUUAACAAAGAUAUCCUGCUCACCGUCAUGGCCCUGGAUGGCGGAGGCCGGGCGUCUUUCUGCACGGUUAGAGUGGUGCUGGCAGACGAGAACGACAAUGCCCCACGUUUCCGGGCGGUGGAGUACCGCAUGAGCAUCAAGGCCGACGUGGGCAAAGGCUCUCUGGUCACACAGAUCCAGGCUAGCGACCCCGAUGCCGGCGCCAACGGCAGGAUCGUCUAUUCUCUCUACAGCGAGGCUCGCUUGUCUCUCGUCGAUGUCCUUGAGGUGGAGUCGGACAGCGGCUGGAUGAUGACCAAGAGCUCGGUGGCACACCUUCAGGGAACGGUGCUGUCCUUCUUUGUCAAGGCCACAGACUGCGGCUCGCCAGCCAAACACUCGCUAGUGUCAGCCUUCGUCCACGUGCUGCCUCCCGCCGCCUUCAUUCCAUCCUUUAGCCAGCCUCAGUACUCCUUCACGGUCCCCGAAGACACGCCGGCUGGCACGGCUUUGGGCUCCGUCUACACUGGCCCGGGCCAGAGCGCCGCCUUCUCGAUUGUGGCCGGGGAGACGUCAGACAGCAACCGUGGCGGGACCUUCUUGGUGGAGGCCGACACGGGAAUUGUCCGCCUGGUCGAGCCACUCGACUACGAGCGCGUCCCUGUCUACCGCUUCAAGGUGGCCGCUGCCACCCGCAGGGACCUGAUCGAGGCCAUCACUAGCGUGGAUGUGGAAGUCAAGGUGCAGGACGUGAAUGACAACGAGCCGACGUUCGAGACGGAGACCUACGUGGCCACCGUCAUGGAGGGCAUGCCAGUCGGCACCAGGGUGGUCCAAGUGCGAGCGCAGGACCCCGACUGGGGCUCCAACGGUCAGGUCAUAUACAGCCUGGAAGAGUCACCGCCCGUGUUCGCCAUCGACAGCAAGACAGGCUGGAUCACCACCGCUGGUGCCAUGGACCACGAGGCACGCUCAAGCUACAGCUUCCGCGUGGUGGCGUCCGACCUGGGCGAAUCGAGAACUCUGCGGUCUGCCGCUGCUGUCACUGUGACUGUUUCGGACAUCAACGACAACCCGCCGCGCUUCCGGCGGGCGCUGUACCGUGGCGCCGUCAAGGAGAGUGACCCGCCCGGUGAGGUGGUGGCCGUACUCAAAACCCAGGACGAUGACGGGACUGACCAGAACCGCGUGGUCAGCUUCUACAUCACCGGCGGGAAUUCAGGCGGUGUUUUUGGUCUGGCGCUGGUACAGGGUGAGUGGAAGGUGUACGUGAGCGGGCCACUGGACCGCGAGCGUCAGGACCGUUACCAGCUCAACAUCACAGCCAGCGACGGCCUAUAUGUGGCCGGCGCCGCCGUAGAGGUCACUGUCAUGGAUGCCAACGACAACAGCCCCGUCUGCGACCAGGCGGUGUACAGCGCCUCGUUCCCCGAGGACAUGGCAGCCAACAAGGGCGUGCUGACGGUGGGCGCUUCCGACAUUGACUCGGGUUCCAGUGCCGAGAUCCAGUACUCACUAUUUGGCAUCGGAGUGGAGGACUUCUACAUGGACGCCAACACAGGCGAGCUACGCACAGUGGCGCCGUUAGAUCGCGAGAGCCGUCCCGCUUACAAGCUGAUUGCCCAGGCCACGGACGGCGGCGGGCUCUUCUGCCGCUGCGAGGUGUCGCUGAAGCUCCUGGACGUCAAUGACAAUGCGCCGGCCUUCGCGUCCUCUCGCUACGUUGCCAGUGUGUACGAGAACGCAGCGCCCAACACGCUACUGACACGGCUGCGGGCCACCGACUCGGACCAAGGCAUCAACCGAACAAUCGUCUACUCCCUGAUGGACUCAGCUAACGGCGUUUUUUCUAUCGACCCUGUAUCUGGGGUGGUGGUUCUGGAGAGACCCCUGGACCGAGAGAGCCAAGACUCGUAUCGGCUCCGCGUUCGGGCCACAGACCAAGCCGGCAUGCAGGGGGCGCUCUCCUCACAGGUGGAUUUAACCGUGCUGGUGCUGGACGUGAACGACAAUGCGCCAGUGUUCCAGCGGCGGGAGUACACGGUCACCGUGCCUGAAGAUGUUGCGGUGGGCACUGAAGUGCUGCGGGUUCUGGCCACCAGCGCUGAUAUUGGACCCAAUGCAGAGAUCUCCUAUCGGAUUCGAUCGGGCAACGAGAUGGCCAAAUUCUCCAUUGACAGGAACCUGGGCUCCAUUUUUGUGGUUGAUGAUCUCGACUUUGAGGUGUGCAAGGACUACUACCUGACGGUUGAGGCUUGGGACGGAGGGAGCCCGCCCCUCAGCGCCGCCACCAUGGUCACCGUCCAGCUGAUGGACAUCAACGACAACGCCCCGGCCUUCAGCCAGGACGUCUACAAUGUCCUGGUCAGCGAAGACGCGCCAGUCGGCCAGUCCAUAACCAGAGUGCUGGCAGAGGACCUGGACAGUCAAGUUAAUGGACGCAUCACCUAUUCCAUCCUGAAAGGUGACCGGAGCAACCAGUUCUGGAUCGACCCGGUGACAGGGCUCCUCAAGGUCAAUAAGCGUCUGGACCGGGAGCUGGUGUCGCGCUACGCUCUGUCGGUGCAGGCUUUCGACAGCGGUUCCCCCGCCAUGUCGUCGGCCGUCGCCAUCAACGUGGACGUUGCCGACGUCAACGACAACCCGCCUGUCUUCACUCCACCCAAUGCCACCGCUGUGGUCCAGCUGAGCCAAGCGUCCGGCAGUGUCCUGCUCCGUCUGUCUGUCAGCGACAAGGACUCCCCCAGAAACGGCCCACCAUUUGAGUUCAGCCUAGUUUCUGGGAACAAGGGUGGUUUCUUCACGCUGGACCAGAUGGGAACACUGAAGUCUGACCGAGAGUUCAGCCCUGAGUCCCCCAGGGAGUUUACUCUUGAGGUCCAGGCCAGAGACUCUGGCCGACCCCCUCUGGUGUCAUCCUCAUGGGUGUUUCUCCGGGUCAUUGGGAACAGUCAGUACAAGCCGGCUGUCUCACCCCUGGAAAUCUUUGUGGUGACGGCAACCGACACGUUCCAGGGCGGCCCGAUCGGUCGCAUCCACGCGACAGACCGCGACCCUAGCGAUGCGCUCUCCUUCACCCACAAGCCGCAGGAGAAGAGCAUGUUUCGCAUCAACAGGCAGGACGGCAGUGUGACAGCUCUACCGGGCCUCGAGCCGGGCAGGUAUCAAAUGAAUGCCACCGUGAGCGACGGGCGUUUUGCCGUGAUCGCUGACGUCUCGGUCCGAGUGGAACAAGUAACGGAUGUCCUGCUGCGUAGCGCCGUUGCCCUGAGGUUCCGCUCUCUGUCUCCUGAGGACCUGCUCGGCCGCUAUCUCAGCCAGAUCCGUCUGACGUUGCGGGCCCUCGCUGGCUGGAAAUGGUCGGCGGGACAACAGGACCCGCUUCACAUCCUCGGCUUGCAGCCAGUGGAGGGAACGUCCAACGUGGACCUCCUCGUAGCCAUCGAGAGGCCGGAAAUGUCUGGAGGUGGAGGUAACGGGCGGAUGGUGGGCUUUUACACGCCCCAGGAGGUGGCAGCCAAGUUACAGGAGGCUCAAAGACAGCUCCGCGGGGUCCUGGCUGGGGCAAUGGUGAUGGACGGCACCUGCUCUGGGGAGCUUGAGUGUGGCGAUAAGGUGUGUGAACAGAUGUUGGCCCUGGAGGCCGGCUCUCUACUGACAUACAGCACAGAGAGGGUCAGCUUGGUGUCGCUUCCGUUCAGACAAAUCGAAACCUGCACCUGCCCCCGUGGGGCUUGCCCAGCUUCUGUUGAGUUGUGUGAAGGUCAGUCAUGUCCUGCAGACAUGCAGUGCAUUCGCUCCGGCCCGACGGCCCCAUCUGUCUGCCAGUGUCUACCUGAGCGUGUGGAUGAGUGCGCUGGUGAAAGCGCUCUUAGUUUUUCUGGGAAGGGCUACAUCAAGUACAAAGUGACAGAGAGCAGUCAGGGUGGUGAGAUGAAGCUGGGCCUGAGGGUCCGCACGCUGCAGACCAGAGGGGUCAUCAUGUUCACUAGAGUCAACCCCUGCACAAUGCUGAAGAUUGAAGGUGGCCGUCUGUGGUUCCAGCUGGACUGUGACAACACACUGGGCAUCAUGGGAAUCUCUGGGCGUCAGAUCAACGACGGGCUAUGGCACGCCGUGGCCUUAGAGCUAACCAGCAACUACACCCUCCUUUCUUUGGACGAUAGCUACGUGGAGCGACGUCGAGCUGCCCGAGCCCCUGUCCGUUUUUGGCCGGUGGCUCCGGAAUCCUCCUUUUUCUUCGGUGCGCAAGUGAGGCCCCCUGGGGCGGGGAACCAGGCAGCGAGGGCCCAAGACGGCUUCCAGGGCUGCCUGAGCCGGCUGACGCUCAACGGCAGAGAGCUCCCGCUGCAGAAUAAGCGCAGUCGCUACGCAGAGAUUGCCGGGCUGAGUGAGGUAGAGCUGGGCUGCGUCCUCUACCCGGACCCCUGCGUCAGCACCCCCUGUCUUAAUGGAGCCAUGUGCACCAGCCUCCCCAUGGGAGGCUUUGGGUGCACUUGCGUCUAUGGCUUCACAGGGGAGCGCUGUGAGAUCCUAGUGACACCCUGCACACCAAACCCUUGCCAGGCCGGCGGCGAGUGCCAGGCCGUGGGAGGCGGCGGCUUCGUCUGUGGUUGCCCACCGGGACUGGGAGGGCUUAUAUGCGAUGAGGACGUGGACGAGUGCAAGCAGACCGACUGUGGAGACGGGGGUGAAUGCAUCAACACGCCAGGAUCCUUCUACUGCAACUGCACGCCGGGAUACGAGAAUGGGGAUUGUGUCGAGGGGGGCGGCAUAGACGACGACACACAGGCGGAGCCAUUAUCAUACGUCGGUCCGGGCGAAAUCAUUGGCAUCGGCGUCCUGGCCUUCGUCAUCGUCCUGCUCCUCAUCCUUUUCGCAAUCUUCCGAAAAAAGAUCCAGUUUCGGAAGGAGUCAGCGCCCCCAUCUGGUGCGGCGUCCGGCGGGGCUGUCGCGGCCAUUUCGGCGAUCACGGAGACAAGCUACAUGCUGCGCAAGACCGGCAUGGGCACGGAGGGCAUUGAGUUCAAGGCGGUGCGCGUGUCAGGCUCGCCGGCAAAUUUGAGCCCUGCCGACGAUGCCAGCGGGGAGGUUAGCGGCGGCCUGACUGGACCGCCUCAAGUGGCAGUGAGACCAAACCAGCACUCGCCUUUGUUGGGGUGCAGAUACGGGAGAGACGGGGCUGGAAGCAGGCUGAGCGGCUUCCUGUCCGACACGUGCAACACGCGGGGCAAGCGUAGGGGCGUGGCCGUGUGCAGUGUGGCGCCCACCAACCUGCCUCCGCAGUCACCCUGCCACCGCCUAAGACAGCACAGUCCCGUUCAUAAGGUUUCCUGGGAGGGCGGCGACACAGACACGGCGCCAGAAGCGAGGCGGCGGGACGAACGCGAAGAAGAAUGGAGUCAGAGAGCCUUUGAGAUGGAGCAGACGGAGGGCAGCAACGGUGAGCAGUCGCCUGUGCAGAACGACGCCAUUGGUCUUUCAUCAGACUCCGCGUCAGAGGAGCUCAGCUCGUAUACGUCGGAGUCCUUCGACGACAACGCCUCCAUCGUAACAGUCAUCCGUCUGGUCAAUGACACGGUGGACCACAUUGAAAGUGAAGUGUCUACCAUGGACAAGGAGCAGUGGCAGCACAGUCCUGCCUACCACUGGGACCCCUCAAGCCAGACUUCCAGCUGGUUCUCACCCAGCCGCCUGCGUCCACCCGAAGUAGGCUCGCACUACGACGUGAGCGACGCCCAGCAGAGCAUUCGGCGGGGAGGCAGCACCCGCUCCCUGCAGCUAGACUUCCCAGUCCAGAUUUCCAGCCGCGACAUACGGCGGGAUCAGGCGCCGGAGGCCGGACGGCGGGCCUUCCAGUGGGAGAAGAACCAGUCGGGCGAGUGGCAACGCAAGCGGUGGCUGGACGGGGAAGGACGGCAACGGAGCAGCGAGGAAUCGCCCGUCUACGAGGAAUACCGGGAGCCCAGACGAGACUCUGAACACGGCGAAGACUCUGAGGAUCUCUACGACACCUUGCCCCCGACCCGAGAAGCCUAUGACGGCUACCCGUCCAGCCACCCGGGGCUCAGUUUACACCCCGCCCAGCUGCUGCCCCCCUUACGGGCCUGGGCACCGGGAUCUCGGGAGGCCGGUGGAGCAAAUCUGGGCUCUGGUACCAUGACCAGUUCUGGAGACGAGCUGGAGAGACUGUUGAACCUGGUGUCACUGCGAGCCAGAAGGGCCACUAGGACCAACAGAACCUCCACUGGGUCGGAACCCGCGGCAGGUUGGGACGGAUUCAAAUGAUCGACAGGAAUCCUCUUACAUGUAGCACAUGUGGCACGCAACCUCCGAGACUCUUUCAGUGCCAUUGACGGUGAUAGGCACCUAAUCAUGUGACUCUUUUCAUCCUUAAUUGUGAAUUAAAUUUUGUUUAUCACUAGCAGAAGUCUAUCGCCGUCAAUGGGUUAAGACGAACGCCUUCUUUGUUUAAUCAUUUCAUUACUCGCCAAUUAUUUAUUUCAUAGGGGGGUCGUUUGGAGGCCGAGCAGCAGGCGCAUCAAAGCGGAAGAUAAUUAAAAGUAAGACACUUUCAAGAGCGAGCGCACACGCACAGACGCGCCGCCUUGGAUUUAACGCCUUGUUUUGUCACUGUGAAUAAA
Molecule: messenger RNA, 14769 nt
Organism: Corythoichthys intestinalis (scribbled pipefish)
Lineage: Eukaryota; Metazoa; Chordata; Actinopteri; Syngnathiformes; Syngnathidae
Product: protocadherin Fat 3
Exons: 51
Coding region: 365-14413 (4682 amino acids)
Biological process (GO): homophilic cell-cell adhesion
Cellular component (GO): catenin complex; plasma membrane
Molecular function (GO): calcium ion binding; cadherin binding
Source: RefSeq, a predicted model, not a curated record